Molecule: messenger RNA, 937 nt
Organism: Saccostrea cuccullata (small rock oyster)
Lineage: Eukaryota; Metazoa; Mollusca; Bivalvia; Ostreida; Ostreidae
Exons: 3
Coding region: 405-698 (97 amino acids)
Source: RefSeq, a predicted model, not a curated record
CUACCUUAUACAGAUCAGUCACUGAGAAUAAAGACCAAGUCAUAGAGACACCAUUCUUAAUUGUGUGAAAUUAAACGAUUAACAGAGACCUUUUUCUCUCUUUACAGUGAAUUACUCGGCGUGCAUUUUUAUGCAAGUUUAGGCAGAUACUAGUAUUUUAUCGUGACUUGUUCAAAGCGAAUCUUCCUCGUUUGUGUUCGUAACCAAAAUACCAGAAAGGAAAUUUUAAAAAUUCUAUAUUAACAUCUUUUUCUUUGGGUGAGGAAUAGAAAAACGUCUAAUAAAACAGCUGAUUGUGAAAAAAAAAUCGAAUAUUCGAUAGCCCUUUGUGUAAUAAUACUGUCGUGGUGACGUGGCCAUAUUGGAAACGAACUUUAUUUAUCUCCUAAAUUCAUAAAAAAAAAAUGAUUUUGGACGGAAUUAACACGGAGUCUAUCUCUUCCUCGAACAUGGCUGAGGAAACAAAGACCGAGUUGGUCAAAACAACACAGCCAAAACCAGUGAAAGGAAAUCCCCCAGAUCCAACAAAAAAGAUUUUGGUAAAAGAACACGAAAAAAGACUUAACCCGAAUGCACCUGACACUUACAAUGAAAUAGAUGAUAUCGAAAUGGACGAUGAUAUUGAUGAAGACAGUCUUCCAAAAAUUCCACAAAGUGAAAUUGACGAGGCAGAGAAGAAAUAUACAAAACCGUCAUAACUCGGCAUAAAAUCUUCCAGGAAAAUACUCCGGUGCUAAAGCAUUCAUUCACAUAGUUGGGCAUAUAACAUUUUUUGAUGACAUAAAAAUAAUAUUCAAACUCAUAAUAGAUCUGGGCAGAGCAAUUCAGUGUUCUCAAACAAUUUGAUAACGUCUUUUAAUGUAGUCUUUUCUAUAUAGAGCUUAAUCUAGAAGCUAUUAUUGUUUUAUUUUAUGUUAAUAAAAUUAAUCAAAACAUA